Saccharomyces kudriavzevii IFO 1802 is the source of this 4947-nucleotide messenger RNA. RefSeq names its product Cmr2p (gene CMR2). The record is from RefSeq and is a predicted model, not a curated record. The transcript has a single exon. Gene Ontology annotation, cellular component: cytosol. Lineage: Eukaryota; Fungi; Ascomycota; Saccharomycetes; Saccharomycetales; Saccharomycetaceae. The coding region runs from base 1 to 4947 and encodes 1648 amino acids.
AUGGAUUUCUCUAUUCCUCCCACUUUGCCGCUAGAUCUGCAAAGUCGAUUAAAUGAAAUAAUUCAAGAUUAUAAGGAUGAAAACCUGACGAGAAAGGGCUAUGAGACUAAAAGAAAGCAAUUGCUGGAUGGAUUUGAAAUCUCGCAAAUGAGGCCUUAUACACCAAUUCGUUCUCCAAAUUCAAGGAAGUCAAAACAUCCACACAAGCGUAAUACGAGUCUCGCAUCCUCAAUCUCAUCCAUACCCAAUUCUAUUGACAGGCGUCAUUCUAUUUAUCGUGUGACAACCAUUAAUUCAACUUCUGUUAAUAAUACUCCUAGAAGACGUGGUAAAAGGUAUGCCGCUUCUUUGCAAUCGUCAUUGCCUGGCUCUACCGAGGAAAAUGCUUCCGCAAAGGACGCGAUUUAUAAUCCUAUGAUACCGUUACUACCAAGGCACCUUGAACCCGGAAAUUCGGGCGACGGAGAUCCAUCAACGACAGAUUCUUUGCCGCUGAUUUUGAGGGGACGUUUUGAACAUUAUGAUGGCCAAACGGCAAUGAUUAGUAUAAAUUCUAAAGGUAAAGAAACCUUUAUCACAUGGGACAAACUUUAUUUGAAAGCGGAAAGAGUUGCUCAUGAACUGAACAAGAGUCCCCUCUACAAAAUGGAUAAGAUUUUAUUAUGGUACAAUAAAAAUGACGUCAUUGAAUUUACCAUUGCAUUACUAGGUUGUUUUAUUUCUGGUAUGGCUGCCAUCCCUGUCUCGUUCGAGACGUAUUCCCUGCGUGAGAUUCUUGAGAUUAUAAAAGUAACAAAUUCGAAGUAUGUUUUGAUUUCAAACGCAUGUCACAAGCAGCUCGAUAAUUUGUAUUCAUCGUCAAGUAACUCAAAAGUUAAAUUGAUCAAGAACGAUGUUUUCCAGCAAAUCAAAUUCGUCAGAACAGAUGACUUAGGAACGUAUACGAAAGCAAAGAAAACUUCUCCUACCUUUGAUAUACCUAAUAUUUCAUAUAUAGAGUUUACUAGAACGCCGUUAGGUCGUCUCUCUGGCGUCGUUAUGAAGCAUAACAUCUUAAUAAAUCAGUUUGAAACGAUGACAAAAAUCUUAAACUCUCGAUCCAUGCCACAUUGGAAGCAAAAAUCUCAAAGUAUUAGGAAGCCAUUUCACAAAAAAAUAAUGGCGACGAAUUCAAGAUUUGUCAUUUUGAACAGUUUGGACCCUACGAGAUCAACCGGUUUAAUAAUGGGUGUCCUUUUUAAUCUGUUUACAGGUAAUCUUUUGAUUUCUAUCGACAGUAGUAUAUUGCAGCGAUCUGGUGGGUACGAAAAUAUCAUAGAUAAGUUUAGAGCCGAUAUUUUACUGAACGACCAGUUACAACUAAAGCAGGUUGUUAUUAAUUACUUGGAGAAUCCUGAAUCCGCAUUUUCCAAAAAGCAUAAAAUAGAUUUUAGCUGCAUCAAAUCAUGUUUGACUUCGUGUACCACUAUAGAUACCGAUGUGACUGAAAUGGUGGUUCAUAAAUGGCUGAAGAAUCUGGGAUGUAUUGACGCUCCAUUCUGUUAUUCCCCCAUGUUAACUUUAUUGGAUUUUGGUGGUAUCUUUAUCUCUAUCAGAGACCAGUUGGGAAAUUUAGAAAACUUCCCGAUUCAUAAUUCGAAACUUAGGUUACAGAAUGAACUAUUUAUAAACCGUGAAAAAUUGAAGCUUAAUGAAAUUGAAUGUAGCAUAACUGCCAUGAUUAAUUCAUCAAGUUCUUUCAAAGAUUACCUGAAAUUAGAGACAUUCGGCUUCCCAAUUCCUGAUGUUACGUUAUGCGUGGUUAAUCCAGAUACAAAUACGCUGGUACAGGAUCUGACUGUGGGAGAGGUCUGGAUUUCUUCUAAUCAUAUCACUGAUGAAUUUUAUCAAAUGGAUAAAGUGAACGAAUUCGUAUUUAAAGCAAAGCUAAAUUAUUCGGAAAUGUUUGCUUGGGCUAGAUAUGAAAUGCCAAGCGGCGAAUCAGAAGCUGUUACCGAGCAAUUGGAUACUAUUCUAAAUAUCUGCCCUGCCAGUACCUACUUUAUGAGAACCAAGCUUAUGGGGUUUGUGCAUAACGGAAAAAUAUAUGUGCUUUCACUCAUAGAGGAUAUGUUUCUUCAAAAUAGACUGGUUAGAUUAUCAAACUGGGCUCACACGUCAAACCUUCUUCAUAAAAAAGGCGGCCAACCUCCUCAAUCUACCGGUAAUGGUAACGCGGAAAGUAUUAAAACUACGGAUAUAUCAACCUCGAAUGGUGGAGCGUCUCCUGAAUAUAAGAGAGUUGUCGAAUCUCAUUACUUACAGCAGAUCACUGAGACUGUUGUAAGAACAGUAAAUACAGUAUUUGAGGUUGCGGCAUUCGAAUUGCAACACCAUAAAGAAGAGCAUUUUUUAGUUAUGGUGAUAGAAAGUUCGCUCGCCAAAACCGAAGAGGAAGAUAAGAAUAAUGUGACUGCGGAUAGCACCUUGAUAUCGUUUACAGAGAAACAGAAAGUCAAAUUGGAAACGAAAAUGAAUGACUUAACCGACCAAAUUUUUAGAAUCCUCUGGAUUUUCCAUAAAAUUCAACCUAUGUGCAUUUUGGUUGUGCCAAAAGACACUUUACCUAGAAGGUACUGUUCGUUAGAGUUGGCCAAUAGUACCGUAGAAAAGAAGUUCUUAAACAAUGAUCUUAGCGCACACUUCGUGAAGUUCCAAUUCGACAAUGUCAUAUUAGAUUUUUUACCUCAUUCGGCUUACUACAAUGAGAGUAUUUUAUCUGAACACUUGUCCAAGCUGAGAAAAAAGGCUCUACAAGAGGAGUAUACCAUUAGUGAAGUAGACUGUCGCAAGGGCGCGCCAGUUAAAUCAAAACUGGCUCUUCAGUGUAGUGGUGUCGAUUACAGGGAAGAGUCCGUUGAUACCAGGAGUCAUACUAAACUCACGGACUUCAAGUCAAUUUUGGAAAUCCUGGAAUGGAGAGUUUCCACUUACGGGAAUGAAACGGCAUUUAGUGAUGGGACGAAUACAAACGUGGCCAAUUCUUCUGCUAAUAAUGACAAUAACGUUCACAAAAAGGUAUCGUGGGCGAGCUUUGGUAAAAUUACUGCUAACUUUUUGAAAAAAAUCGUGGGAUCUAAAAUUCCACUAAAGUAUGGUGACGCUGUUAUUGUCAUGUGCGAAAAUUCCGUCGAAUAUGUUGCAAUGAUCUUGGCGUGUUUAUUUUGUAAUUUUUUGGUGAUUCCUUUACCAAGCAUCAAAGAGCUCACCGUAGAGGAGGAUCUAAAAUUUCUGGUCAAUAUCAUUCAAAGCUACAAAGUGAAAAGGCUCUUUGUUGAUGGCAAAUUGCAUUCUUUAUUAGAUAAUAAUAAUAUUGUAAGCAAAUGCUAUAAGAGAUACAAGAGUUUAAUACCCAAGAUAACAGUCUUCUCCAAAGUUAAGGCAAAGAACGCAUUAACAAUAUCUAUGUUCAAAAAUGUUUUGAAGCAGAAAUUUGGGGCCAAACCAGGUACUAGGCUUAACAUGACACCAUGCGUCAUAUGGAUAAACACAGAAUAUGACGUGACAUCUAAUAUUCAUGUAACUAUGACACAUUCGUCGUUACUCAAUGCAAGUAAAAUAGUUAAAGAAACGUUGCAGUUGAGGAAUAACAGUCCGCUUUUUUCCAUAUGUUCUCAUACAUGCGGAUUGGGAUUUAUGUUCAGUUGUUUGUUAGGAAUUUAUACAGGUGCUUCGACGUGUUUAUUUAGCCUCACCGAUGUUUUAACUGACCCUAAGGAGUUUUUGAUUGGUCUCCAAAAUCUAAACGUAAAGGACUUGUAUUUGAGGCUCGAAAACUUCUAUUCCUUACUGGAUAGAGCUUCCAAUUUAAUCGAGGGAUCCAAACAUAAAAAGGAAAAUAUAAGCUCAGGGAAAAACAAUACUUCUAGUUCUGUCAGAGAAGAUAUCUUCAAAGGCGUCCGAAAUAUCAUGAUUCCUUUCCUCAACAGACCAAGAGUAUAUACUAUCGAAAACAUUCUGAAGCGUUAUCCAACAAUUUCUUUAACACCUACACAAAUAAAUUAUGUUUAUCAACAUCAUUUCAAUCCAGUUAUAUCGCUGAGAUCAUACUUAGAUAUCCCACCGAUUGAUUUAUAUCUAGAUCCCGUUUCACUAAGAGAAGGUAUAAUUAGAGAGGUUAAUCCCAAUGAUAUGACAAUGAAUGGUAAAGCUUAUAUCAAGGUUCAAGAAUCUGGUGUUGUUCCGGUGUGCACCGAUGUUUCAGUAGUCAAUCCAGAAACACUGCUGCCAUGUGUUGAUGGAGAAUUCGGUGAGAUAUGGUGCUGUUCGGAGGCUAAUGCAUUUGAUUACUUUAUUUGUAACGGUUCAAAGAACAGAUUGUACAAAGAUCCAUUCAUUACAGAACAGUUCAAGAGCAAGAUGAAGAGUGAAAUGAAUAAUACGUUGAGCUAUCUAAGAACUGGUGAUCUGGGCUUUAUUAAGAAUGUCAGCUGUACCAAUUCACAAGGAGACGUCGUUAAUUUGAACUUGUUAUUUGUUUUGGGAAGCAUCCAUGAAUCCAUUGACAUUUUGGGAUUGACGCAUUUCGUUAGUGAUCUGGAGAGAACCGUCAAGGAGGUGCAUGCCGAUAUCGGUAGUUGUCUGAUUGCGAAAGCUGGCGGUUUAUUAGUGUGUUUGAUUAGAUGUAAGGAACGCCGUAACCCCAUAUUAGGCAACUUGACGACUUUAAUCGUUUCAGAGUUAUUAGGUAAGCAUGGUGUUAUUUUAGAUUUAUGCGCAUUCGUGAAGACUAAGGGUAUCAGCUCGAAAAAUUCCAGUAUGAUAAUGGACGUAUGGGCAAAGAAUCGAGCAUCAAUAAUGCAAGCUUGGUUUGAUCAAAGAAUUCAGAUAGAAGCACAAUUCGGAAUAAACUAUGGUGAAAACAUCUCAAUAUAUUUGCUAUCAGACUACGAAAAGGACAAUAUAUAA